This is a messenger RNA of Pleuronectes platessa (European plaice), 2948 nucleotides long. It is a transcript of the gene fbxo21, whose product is annotated as F-box protein 21. The transcript is spliced from 13 exons. Gene Ontology annotation, molecular function: protein binding; DNA binding. Bases 10 to 1998 code for a protein of 662 amino acids. Lineage: Eukaryota; Metazoa; Chordata; Actinopteri; Pleuronectiformes; Pleuronectidae. The record is from RefSeq and is a predicted model, not a curated record.
ACAGAAAAGAUGGCGACGUCUGUAGCCGGAGACGCGCAGCAGAGCCUCAAUGGGAUCAUCCCCGAGCCCCGCGACAAGAAGCUCACCGACCUGCCGAGCGAGCUGCUGGAGCACAUCCUCUGCUUCCCCGUCCUGCAGCACCGGGACAUCUGCAACGUGUCCUGCUGCUGCAAGCGGCUGCACGACGUCUGCCACGGGAGGGGGAAGGUCUGGGGACACCAGUACAAACUCAGAUGGCCGCGGCUGCAGAGGUUCUACCGUCAGAACGAGAGCUGCGACUGGCUCCGGGAGUACAAGACACGCCAUCGAGUGGGAAUACAGAUCAGACGGACGGUGGAAUCCAUCUCGAAGAGGUUCUUUACAGAAGUUAGAUCUGUAACUCAGCCUUGCGUUGGCCAGGUGCUCGGAGACAGCUUUGCGGAGAUUGAGUCGCUCGGGAUGCCAGAGCACUUUUGUGAAGACGAGCUCCUCUUCAUACUCAACUCUGACAAGAGGAAAAGCUUGACUUUGAAGUACUAUGCAAAGAAAAUCCUCUACUUCCUGAGACAGCAGAACAUCCUGAGGAGUCUGAAGACGUUUCUAGAGCGGCCCGUGGAGCAGCAGUUGGCUGUAGAAGAAUGUUUCCUGCCAGUCUCCUCAGUAGGAAAUCUGGAGAAUCUCUGCGUGAGUCCAUGUGCUGUACUGGUGGAUCAGUAUUGUAACCCGCUGGCCGAGGUCACGCUGGAGAGCAUAUCAGCCCAGGUGGACGAGAUCGCAGAGAAAGUGAAGAAGAUGCUGAGAAUCAAGAACCCGUCUCACCCCAGCCUGCGAGUCGCUCAAGGUGACUGUUUGGUCGUAGAAGAUUCCGACCUCCAGCGGCAGGUGGUGUCGGCCUUAAACUCCGUCUUGUACGAGCAACUUCAAUAUAAAGGCAACGAGUUCGACUACUACAACCCCCUCAACUCCUACAUCCACCAGGUGCUAGUACGCCACACAGGAAUCCCCAUCAGCCUCUCUGUCCUCUACAUGACUCUGUCCCGGAAGUUGGGCGUUCAGGUGGAACCGGUCAACUUUCCAAAUCACUUCCUGCUGCGCUGGUGCCAAAAACCAAAAGGGAGCGAGGACAUCUACGACUUUGUCUACAUCGAUGCCUUCGGUAAAGGCAAGCAGCUGACAGCCAAGGAGUGCGAGUACCUCAUCGGCCACCAGGUGACGGCAGACUACUACAGUGCCAUCAGCACCACGGAGGUGCUGCUCAGGAUGGUGGGAAACCUGCUCAACAUCGGCAAGAGGGGCGAGGGCAACGAGAAGUCCUACCAGCUGCUGAGGGACUCCCUGGACCUCUACCUCACUAUCAACCCAGACAACGUGCAGUACCUGCUGCUGCAGGCGCGUCUCUACUUCCAUCUGGGCAUCUGGCCAGAAAAGGUGCUCGACAUCCUGCAGCACAUCCAGGCGUUGGAUCCCUCCCAGCACGGGGCAGUGGGUUACCUGGUGCAACACACGCUGGAGCACAUCCAGCACAAGAAGCACCCCGUGAGCCCUGAGGUGAAGAGGCGCAGCGCUGAGGAGCACCUGGAGGUCCAGUACUCAGUCGGCCUGAUCAUGAAACACAAGAGGUCAGGUUACAACUGUGUGAUUUACGGCUGGGACCCCAAGUGCACCAUGAGUCAGGAGUGGAUCACAACCAUGAGGGUCCAGCAGCUGUCCCACGGUGCCAACCAGCCCUUCUACAACGUCCUGGUGCAGGAUGGAACGUGCCGCUACGCAGCUCAGGAAAACCUGGAGCCCCACUCAGCCCCCCUGGAGAUCGGCCACCCGGAGGUGGGCCGCUAUUUCUCCGAGUUCGCCGACGACCACUACCUUGCCAACGAGGAGCUGCAGACCCGAUACCCAGAGGACAUGAGGGAAACCCUGGGCUCAGUGCAGGAGCUCUACCACAGACCGACGCCUGGCUCCGGGAACCAGGAGCCGGCCGCUGCCACAGACCAAAACAACCACCAAGCCAUGUCCAUGUAGCAGAGCAGCUGGGACCAACAUGGUGCUGACCCAGGCCAAGCCACCACCGGUCCCCCCCCCGGGCUCAAUGCACUGUCCAUUUAGUUGUUGCUCAAUUGCACAGACUCAAGGAAAAGAGCAUAUGUAAUAGAUGUGGAAACAAUUCAUAAAUGUGGUUUUGUAUCGAGGACGGGCUCCGGUCGAGGACUGGACAGAUGUCCUCUACAUCUUCGAAUCUGAAAAUAUCCCAAAAGUGUGGAAAAGUUGUUGUUAAAUAUUGUUAAUAUUUCUGCUUCAAAUACUCGUCUCCGGAAACUACAGUAUACUUGUUGUGUAAUCAAAGGCGGUGUUGACGAGUUCCAUUUCUCACAAGCCAAAAACAUCAAUAUCUUAAAAUCCAGUUUUGGAUAAAGAGUUUGAUUGAAGUUUGGAAACUCGUCUCAGCCGCCAGCUUGAAGGAUAAAAGCAAAAUGGGUUUGACUUUAACACCUAAGUGGACGUGUAAAUUCAGGAUGGGUGUCCAGGUGCUGUAAAUCUACCUUUUACCUAAAAACCACGGAAUGCGCCUUUUACCCAGAGAGCUCCUCCAGACCCCCCCCCUUCUCCCUGCAUCCAGCACCAGUCAAACAAGCCCCCCCCAGCACAGAGCCUAAACCCACCAGUCACAGUGCCACAGAAAAUACUAUCAAGAAAAAAGACUUUGUAAAUUGACUCUUACUUUUUAUUCCCUGUAUUUUACUCAAGUUUGACGCACUUACAGAAAAGUUUAACUUUCUCAUUUCAGGAGUGAAGUUGUUCUUUCUCUUUUUUUUCUCUCUCCUGUAUAUUUACCAGUUACAGGCUUCGUGUCGAGUCUCAUCUCUGUGGUGUGAGCUUGCGAAACAAAAAGAGGAACCAAAUCAAGACUGACUGAUUUAGAAUCAGAGCCAUGAGGAAAUGAGCGAAACAAAAUAAAAAAGGCUUUUCAAGUU